Yamadazyma jaroonii is the source of this 1437-nucleotide messenger RNA. NCBI's taxonomy places the organism in Eukaryota, Fungi, Ascomycota, Pichiomycetes, Serinales, Debaryomycetaceae. The record is from the annotation of a GenBank genome assembly.
AUGUCUGGUUUUUUGAAGGUUGAAGGUACAAAGAUAGUCAAUUCAAACGGACCUGUUAUACUCACAGGUGCCGCAAAUGGUGGUCACUUGAACAUGGAGAAUUUUAUCACUGGUUAUCCUGGACAUGAAUCAGAACAUAAGAAAGUUAUUGAAAAGAAGAUUGGCAAAGAAAAGUUUGAAUAUUUUUUCGAUAAGUUCUAUGAAUAUUUCUGGACUGAGGAGGAUGCAAAAUUAUAUCAAUCUCUUGGUUUGAAUUGCCUCAGAAUUCCGUUCAAUUAUCAUCAUUUUCUUGAUGAUGAAGGGGAUCUUUUUGAGAUAAACCCUAAAGGAUUUGAGAAAUUAGAUAGGAUUAUUGAUAGUUGUGCUAAAUACGGGAUUUACACUAUUUUGGAUUUACACACAGCACCUGGGGGUCAAAGUCAAGGAUGGCAUUGUGAUUCGAAAAUCCAUUUUGCUUUAUUUUGGGAAUUCAAGGUAUUCCAAGAUGCUAUAGUCAAUUUGUGGGGAAAAAUUGCUGAGUAUUAUAAAGAUAACCAAUGGGUAGCUGGUUACAAUCCCUUGAAUGAACCAGCAGUUUCCAAUCAUUCUAAGUUAAUUGAAUUUUAUAACAGAAUUGAAAAAUGUAUUAGGUUAGUUGACCCCUACCACAUACUUUAUUUAGAUGCUAACACCUAUGCUGUUGAUUUUAGUCAUUUCCCCGAAAAACCAUAUCCAAAUACUGUAUACGCAAUUCAUGAUUAUUCCACUUUUGGAUUCCCCAACACUACCGGAAAACUAUACCAAGGGACCGAAGAGGAAAAAUUGAAACUCAAAACUCAAUAUGAAGGUAAAAUUGAAUUUAUGAAGAAACACAAUGUGCCUGUGUGGAAUGGGGAAUGGGGUCCGGUAUAUGAUAGUGAGAUCAGAGGAGACAAAAAUCCCGAUGUAACCAAUAAGGCAAGGUAUGCUGUUUUGAAGGAUCAAUUAGAGGUUUAUAAAACCGGAGAUCCAAGUGGGGAUAAUACCCCGAUUAGUUGGUCAAUUUGGCUUUACAAGGAUAUUGGAUAUCAAGGACUUACUUAUGUUUCACCUAAAUCAAAAUGGUUUGAAGUUUUCGGGGACUGGUUGAUCAAAAAGAAUAAGUUGAUGUUGGAUAGAUGGGGGAAAGUUCUUAAUGAAGAUGAUAAGUACUAUAAGGCUCUAGCUGAACAUAUGGAAAAAAAUAUCCCGGAAAAAUAUCAUAGGGCCUUAUACCCUCGUCAUCAUUCCAUUUAUACUUAUAUCACCAGGGUUUGUAGGGAGAUGUUAUUUUCCCAGUAUUGUCAACACGAAUACGCUGAGUUGUUUGAAAAUUUAAGCUUUGAAGAAUUAGACGAAUUAGCAGGUUCUUUCAAAUUGGAAAAUUGUUUGCAAAGACAUGAAUUGAAUGAUAUCUUAAAGACAUAUCAUCAUGGUUAA